Molecule: messenger RNA, 3433 nt
Organism: Cornus florida
Lineage: Eukaryota; Viridiplantae; Streptophyta; Magnoliopsida; Cornales; Cornaceae
Product: mechanosensitive ion channel protein 6-like
Exons: 5
Coding region: 134-2908 (924 amino acids)
Biological process (GO): monoatomic anion transport; transmembrane transport
Cellular component (GO): plasma membrane
Molecular function (GO): mechanosensitive monoatomic ion channel activity
Source: RefSeq, a predicted model, not a curated record
UUUAGUUCUAAGAAAGAUCCAUGUCAUGAUCUGGACAGCACGGUGCCAAGCUCGUCAAAUAUUAUAGCAUGUAUCUAUAUCUAUAUCUAUAUAUAUAAAUUCUGGCUCAGAAUAGGAAAAACUUUUUCAGACAAUGUAUUUUCAAAAACAAAAAGAUAAGCAAUACGCCGGUGGUAGUGGCAGCGACGACAUUUAUCACGAAGAACGACCCAUUCUCUCCGAUCACGCAAUGAGGACCACCGAUGACGAUCUUGCUGACCGCGGGGAGGUCAUCGUCAAGAUCGACGGCGGCGGCGGAGGAGGGGGAACCCCCAAUUCUGGCGGCAACAAGAUUUGGCGUGAAUCCAGCUAUGACUUCUGGAAAGACGACGAGUUCCGGCCGCCGCCGGAGGAGGCGGCGGCGGCGGAGAACCCGCCGUCGAGACUGAUCGACCAGUUGUUGAGGAAGCAGAAAGCCGCGGGCGCCGAGAUGUCGCUGGACGUGGAUUUGGAGAUGGACGAGCUCCGCCGCCAAAACUCUGUCAAUUUGCUUCCGGUGGCCGAGACUCUGGUUCCGAUUCGGAACAACAACAGCGACAACAAUCAGCGAGUUUGGACUUCGAAGGAGGUGAAGGUUUCGUUUCAAGAAACCACUUCGUCCGCCGAGAAACGAAACAGAGAAGAAGAAUCUGUAAUUCUACCUGAAUCGUCCGAUGACGACGACGAAGACGAUGAUGAUAUAGAAGACAGACAUUCACAAGCACAACAAUUUCACAAUCGACUGCGGUCAUCGUUCACGGCCGUGGAUAACAAUGGCGGUGGUGGUGAGGUCUUGAAAUGUACCUCAUUCCAGAGGAGACAGAAGAGUAUAUUGAGGACCAAGACGAAGUCAAGAUUAAUUGACCAACCGGAAAUUCCGGACCGGAGACCGGAAAAGGGAAAAUCGGGUCCGAUGAAGUCUGGGAUGUUACGGAAGUUCUCUGGAAUGUUGGAGGAUGAAGAAGACGACCCGUUCGACGACGACAUCCCGGAAGAGUUUAAAAGGGCUAAUCUCAAUGCACUGACUAUGAUUCAAUGGAUCAGUCUGGUAUUGAUUGUGACUUUCUUGGUUGCCACUGUAUCAGUUUCUGAUUGGAAGAGAGAAAAAAUUAGGGGGUUGGAAUGGUGGAAAUGGGAGGUUUUGAUUCUUGUUCUGAUAUGUGGUAGAUUGGUGUCCGGUUGGGGGAUUAGGAUUGCUGUGUUCUUCAUUGAGAGGAAUUUUCUUCUGCAAAAAAGGGUUUUGUAUUUUGUGUAUGGGGUGAGGAAGGCAGUUCAGAAUUGCAUUUGGUUAGGGCUUGUUUUGAUUGCUUGGCAUUACAUGUUUGACAAGAAGGUUGAGGAUGAGACCGACAGCAAUAAGUUCCUUCAGUUUGUGAAUAAGAUUCUGUUGUGCCUAUUGGCGGGCACACUGUUGUGGCUAGUCAAAACCCUAAUGGUUAAGGUCCUUGCUUCUUCAUUCCAUGUGAGCACGUUCUUUGACAGGAUUCAGGAGUCGUUGUUUAAUCAAUAUGUGAUUGAAACGCUGUCUGGUCCGCCUUUGAUUGCGUUGCAUAGCAAUCUGGACGAAGACGAGAGGGCUAUGGCCGAGAUUCAGAAGCUUCAGAAUGCAGGGAUGAAUGUGCCUGCUGAGCUGAGGGAGACUGUCUUGUCGCCAGGCAAGAGUGGGAGAGGAGUGAUUGGGAGUGGAGCGAUUCCGAAAACAACAGGUAGAGGUGGGAGCAUGCAGUAUUCUGGGACAUAUUCUAAGAAGCUAGAUGAGGGGAUACCAAUUGAUUAUCUGCAUAAGUGGAAUCAUAAGAAUAUCUCUGCUUGGAAUAUGAAGAGGUUGAUGAAAAUGGUUAGGCAUGGUCUUUUGGCUACAUUGGAUGAGCAGAUACUAGAUUCAUCAUAUGACAAUGAGUCCAAUAAUCAAAUUAGAAGUGAAUUUGAGGCUAAAGUUGCAGCAAGGAAGAUAUUCCGAAAUGUGGCUAGAUGCGGUUCCAAAUACAUCUACCUUGAAGACCUGAUGCAUUUCAUGAAAGAAGAUGAGGCUUUGGAGACACUGAAUCUCUUGGGAGGAUCUUCCAGAAGUGAAAAAAUCAGCAAGUCAGCCCUGAAGAGCUGGGUGGUGAACGCCUUCAGAGAACGAAGAGCACUUGCCUUGACGCUAGAUGACACGAAAACAGCAGUCAACAGACUUCAUCAUAUGGUGAAUGUGUUAGUUGGGAUCAUCAUAGUUAUCAUCUCACUCAUUAUACUAGAAAUUGCAACCAGCAAAAUGCUAGUCUUCGUAAGCUCUCAGGUCGUGGUAGUGGCAUUUGUGUUCGGAAACACCUGCAAAACAAUUUUUGAAGCUGUCAUCUUCUUGUUCGUGAUGCACCCAUAUGAUGUGGGUGAUCGGUGUGAGAUUGAUGGAGUCCAGAUGAUAGUGGAAGAGAUGAACAUUUUAACUACCAUCUUUCUGAGAUUUGACAACCAGAAGAUCAUAUAUCCAAACAGUACUCUCGCAACUAAGCAAAUCGGUAACUACUAUCGAAGUCCUGACAUGGGAGAUUCAGUUGAAUUCUGUGUCCAUAUUGUUACUCCAGCAGAGAAAAUUGCUAUCAUGAAGCAAAGGAUAACAAGUUACAUCGAAAGCAAGAAGGACCACUGGUAUGCUUCUCCGUUGAUUGUGUUGAUGGAAUUUGUGGAAUUGAACCAGCUGAAACUGGCGGUAUGGAUGAGACAUAGAAUGAACCACCAAGACAUGGGGGAGAAGUGGUCAAGGAGAGCCCUUUUGGUUGAAGAGAUGGUUAAAAUUUUCAAAGAGCUCGACAUUGAAUAUCGAUUGCUGCCCCGCGACAUCAACAUUCGUAGCAUGCCUCCUUUGAACUCCACCCAACUUACCUCUAACUGGACAGACAGGUCCUAACAAAUGAGCAAAGAGUUGAAAAAGUUCACCACUCACAGGAAAAAAAAAAAUCAAUACCUCGGGAGUACUUACAUGUGGCACCCCGCCAAUAAAGAGGUAUCGAAACUCUCAAUCUUCCUUGAUAAUAGAGAAUUGGCGAGUUUUCGAGAAAAUGAGGAAUUUUUAUUGGCCGGUAAAUACCCCGGUCGUAAUUUUGUACUUUUUCAUCUCGGAGAUACAUCAAAUACAUGAGAGAUGGUCAGGCACUACAACUAAUGCAGAUAAAAUGGAGAAUUUUGGUUAUCCUGGAUCUGCUCUAGUGGCUCUUGAAUAGUUAUUUCUUUUUGUUUCUAAUUAUUGUAGUUAUUGUGUUAGUUUUUUUAUUUAGCACCAGAGGACCAAACAAACUAUUAAGCCGCAUAGAGUAGUAGAGUACGUACAUAUACAUGGAUUGAUCACAGUGGGUUUUGGCUAUCAAGUCCCUUACUGAGAUUUUGUCAUAAAACUUGACAUUAUAUUUUAUUUUCUGUCAAUUUUAAAGAUGCA